Messenger RNA from Camarhynchus parvulus, 1213 nucleotides. RefSeq names its product cell surface glycoprotein CD200 receptor 1-A-like. Gene Ontology annotation, biological process: regulation of neuroinflammatory response. Lineage: Eukaryota; Metazoa; Chordata; Aves; Passeriformes; Thraupidae. Gene Ontology annotation, cellular component: external side of plasma membrane. The record is from RefSeq and is a predicted model, not a curated record. Gene Ontology annotation, molecular function: signaling receptor activity. The coding region runs from base 31 to 969 and encodes 312 amino acids. The transcript has 6 exons.
GUUGGAUGGAGUGAGGGAGCUACCUGAGCCAUGAAAGCAGGAACCAACAUGAAGAUUGCUGGGAAGACUGUGUAUGUUUUUGUGCUGCUCACCAUCACCAUGGUCAUGAGAUUAGCAGGGAACAACUCCUCAGUCUUAGUGAUGACUGUAGGUAACAGCUCAGUUCUCACCUGCUCUCCCAAAGGAAAUAUAACUAUGCUAAGAUGGACAAUAACCCCCAAGGCUGGAGGCUUGUGCACCUUGGUAUACAGGGUUGAUAAGAACAAGACACACAGAACAACCUGCAGUGACAACAUAAACUGGACAUUCAGACCAGGUCAGCCUCCUGCCCUUGAGAUACGGCAAGUGGGAAUAGCCCAGGAGGGAAAUUACAGCUGCGAAGCAGCAUCAACAGAAGGGAAUUUCCACACAAGGUACCACCUGACCGUGCUGGCCCCCCCGAGGCUGAGCCUGUCCUGUGAUGAGCAGGGCAGCCCCGUGUGCGAGGCAGCGGUGGGGAAGCCACCGGCUCAGCUCUCCUGGGUCCCAGAGGGCAGCUCCACUGCAGAGGAGAAGUGCCACGACAACGGGACAGUGACUGUUCUCAGCAAGUUCACAGCAUGUAGCACCAAUGUCACCAAUGUGACCACCUGCAUGGUGUCCCACCCAGCUGGGAACUGGAGCCAGUCCAUAGCCUGCUGUCCCUCAGAGAAAAUCAACACCAACGUUUUCCAGUAUGCCUGCAUCAUUACUUGUGUUCUGAUCAUUAUUGCCUUCCCGGCUGUCAUUUACUAUUUCAAGCUCCAUGGUAUUAGACCAUGCCACAAAACCAAACCUCCUGAAAUUGCUCCUAUACAUUCACAACAGGAUGACACAAUGGAAGUGGAACCUUAUACUACUUAUGUUCAGAAGGAAAAUGUAAUUUACAACUCAGUGUCUGAUCUGACAGUGGGGCAGAAUCUUCCACAGGACUUGUGUCCAGGAACAUGAAUGAUUCAACAACAUCAGAAAAGGAAAGAGAUUCUUUAUGGAAGACUGUUUAUAGAAAGAAACUUGGAGGAUUUCUUCAGAUUUUGGGGCAGCAUAGAUCACUAGGUCUGUUCAAACACAUCUGCUUGCUGAUGAGUCCAUAAUUCUUUUUUUCUCCCUGUUUUGCUUUCUUCCUUGGGAAAAUGUGUUAUUCCUUGGGAAUAUAUGACUGACCACACACCAUAGUUUUUCCUGGAAAAGAAGA